AUGGCGAAGCUUGCAACCCUCGCAGCAAUCCUUCUGGCCUUCCUGCUGAUGUCCCAUGUCGUUACGGCCGACUGGACCACGAUAACCAGUGUCGAGAUCGACGAGGAAGGCCUGAGGAGCGGCUGGAGCUGCCGCGAGCAGUUGCAGAGGCAAGAUCUCGACCGCUGCGAGCAGCUGUUUGAGGACAUUGCCCGGGGAGGCCAAGGGGGCAGCGAGAGGGAGCGGAUGGAGACGUCGGAGAACCUGAGGCCAUGCUGCCAGCAGCUCAGGCAGGUGCAGGAGGGGUGCCAGUGCGAGGGGAUAAGGCGGAUCGUGAGAGAGAAGCAGGGCGAGUUGAAAGGCGAGGGGAGCCGCAAGGUAGUGAGGUCGGCUCGGCAGUUGCCUUUGACUUGCGGGGUUGGUCCUCAGCCCUGUGAGAUCAGAGCCGCUUGGUACUGA
Syzygium oleosum is the source of this 438-nucleotide messenger RNA. Its product is annotated as 2S seed storage albumin protein-like. The transcript has a single exon. NCBI's taxonomy places the organism in Eukaryota, Viridiplantae, Streptophyta, Magnoliopsida, Myrtales, Myrtaceae. The coding region runs from base 1 to 438 and encodes 145 amino acids. Gene Ontology annotation, molecular function: nutrient reservoir activity. The record is from RefSeq and is a predicted model, not a curated record.